Pipra filicauda (Wire-tailed manakin) is the source of this 3253-nucleotide messenger RNA. It is a transcript of the gene KAT14, whose product is annotated as lysine acetyltransferase 14. The coding region runs from base 245 to 2593 and encodes 782 amino acids. Gene Ontology annotation, molecular function: acyltransferase activity, transferring groups other than amino-acyl groups. The record is from RefSeq and is a predicted model, not a curated record. The transcript is spliced from 10 exons. NCBI's taxonomy places the organism in Eukaryota, Metazoa, Chordata, Aves, Passeriformes, Pipridae.
GGUCCUUAGAGGCUUGAUUAAAAACGUUUGGAGAUCAUUCAUAUCUAACUACUUGCAAAUUUUUUAACUAACAGAGAUAAUCUGUGAAAGACUGUUUAUUUUGUACAGGUUAUAAUCUACUCCCUAAAACUAUAGGGUGGACAAAAAACAUUUCCUCUGUCAUACUCUGGAGACUUGGUUGGCACAUCCAGUGUGACUGGUCAAUGUGAGGAGGAAUAGCUCAUUAUUGCAAACACGAUCUAGGAUGGCUAAUAGUGUUCACAUGAGUGGGCUGCUCAGUCGCCACGAUGAUGAAGCCACCAGGACCUCCACCUCAGAGGGCCUGGAGGAGGGUGAGGUAGAAGGGGAGACUCUCCUGAUUGUCGAGUCUGAGGACCAGGCUUCAGUGGAUUUAUCACAUGACCAGAGUGGGGACUCUCUAAACAGUGAUGAAGGUGAAGCAUCCUGGAUGGAGGAGAUGUCCUAUUACUGCGAGAAGUGCCAGAAGUGGAUCCCAGCAAGUCAACUGAGAGAACAGCUCAGCUACCUGAAAGGAGACAACUUUUUCAGAUUUACUUGCUCUGAUUGCUCAGAAGAUGGGAAGGAGCAAUUUGAACGUCUGAGAUUAACGUGGCAACAGGUCGUCAUGUUGGCAAUGUACAAUUUGUCUCUGGAAGGAACGGGCCGUCAGGGGUACUUCAGAUGGAAAGAAGAUAUUUGUGCUUUUAUUGAGAAACACUGGACUUUCCUAUUAGGGAACAGGAAAAAGACCUCAACAUGGUGGAGCACAGUUGCUGGCUGUCUCUCUGUGGGGAGCCCCUUGUUUUUCCGCUCAGGGGCACAGGAAUUUGGAGAACCGGGAUGGUGGAAACUGGUUCACAACAAACCCCCAACAAUGAAACCUGAAGGAGAGAAGCUGUCUGCAUCUGCCCUAAAGGCAAAAGCAGCUUCAAAGCCACCCCUGGAUCCCAUCAUUACUGUGGAAGGACUCCGAAAGCGGGUAAGCCGCAAUCCAGUUGAAUCAGCCAUGGAGCUGAAGGAGAAGAGAUCUCGGACUCAGGAAGCCAAGGAUAUUCGGAGAGCCCAGAAGGAGGCAGCCGGCUUCUUGGACCGGAGUACUUCCUCCACUCCUGUUAAAUUCACCAGUCGCUGCCGCCGUCCUGAUAUCGUCCUUGAGAAAGGAGAGGUGAUUGACUUCUCCUCCUUGAGCUCAUCAGAUCGCACACCUCUGACAAGCCCUUCUCCUUCCCCAUCACUGGACUUUUCUGCUCCUGGCACUCCAGCCUCACAUUCAGCUACUCCCAGCCUUCUCUCGGAAGCAGAUCUCAUCCCAGAUGUCAUGCCACCACAGGCUCUGUUUCACGAUGAUGAGGAAAUGGAAGGAGAUGGAGUCAUAGAUCCAGGAAUAGAGUAUGUGCCCCCUCCCAGUGGGACAGCCAGUGCUGGCACUCUGAUAGCAAGCAGAAAAAAAGUGAAGACAGCUGAACAGAUCAAGCAAGAGGUGGAGAGUGAAGAAGAAAAAACAGAACGGGUGGAAGGUGACAGUGAAGAUCCUGAAGAGUCAAACACAUUGUUGAAGGUAAGGGGUCGAGACAAAAGAAAGCCACAGCUGGAGAAGGAUGCUAAACCCAGAGCUCCCAAGCAUACCUCUGUUAGUAUCUAUGAGGAAAAGCUGCUGCUGAAGAGACUUGAAGCCUGUCCCAAUGCUGUGAGCAUGACCCCAGAGGCCCGGAGGCUGAGGCGCAAGCUGUUAGUCAGGCAGGCCAAGAGGGAAAGAGGACUGCCACUCUUUGACUUGGACCAAGUUGUGAAUGCUGCACUGCUCUUGGUUGAUGGGAUUUAUGGAGCCAAAGAAGGAGGUGUUUCCAGGUCCCUAGCAGGGCAAGCAACAUACAGAACUACUAGCCAGGACUUCAGGAUCUUGGAUAGAUACCAGACUAUGCUACCCACCAUGAAGGGAUAUCGACAGCAGACAACAAAGUUUCUGUAUCGACUCGUAGGCUCAGAAGACCUGCUGACAGACCACAGUGUUGUUAGCCCUUAUACAUCCCGUGUCCUGAAACCUUACAUCAGGCGUGAUUAUGAGACAAAGCCCCCAAAACUCAGGCUGCUGGCAGAAAUCCAGGCAUAUCCACACAGGAAUGAUCUCAACUGGAAGGCUGAGCCAGAAGCACCCAUUGAUUACUGCUAUGUUCGCCCUAAUCACAUCCCCACUAUAAACUCCAUGUGCCAUGAAUUCUUCUGGCCUGGAAUAGAUUUGUCAGAAUGCUUGCAGUAUCCAGACUUCAGUGUUGUUGUCCUUUACAAGAAAGUUAUCAUUGCCUUCGGCUUUAUGGUGCCAGAUGUGAAGUACAAUGAAGCUUACAUCUCUUUUCUGUUAGUUCACCCUGAGUGGAGAAGAGCUGGGAUUGCAACCUUCAUGAUUUACCAUCUUAUCCAGACCUGCAUGGGCAAAGAUGUAACUCUUCACGUCUCUGCAAGCAACCCUGCUAUGCUGCUCUACCAGAAGUUUGGAUUUAAGACUGAGGAAUACAUUUUGGAUUUUUAUGAUAAAUAUUACCCCUUGGACAGCAAGGAGUGUAAGCAUGCAUUCUUUCUCAGGCUGCGGCGCUAAUCUGUCAGAGCUGUCUGGGGAUCUCUGAAAAGCCCAAUCUGUCAAAAAAACUACCACAGCUUUCAGUGCAGGAUGUUGGCUGUCACAUGAGAGCUGUAACACACCAGUGGAUUUCAACAGUGCUAUGUUGUGUGCUGAAACUGCAAUCCAAGAGGAUUGAUUCCUGUGCUCCAAGGGCAGAGGCCUGAAAAUGCCAGCUGGGAUAUGCUGAAACCACUGGAAGACUGAAAUUGUUUACAGGGAAUUUUCCUGGCACUGUUACUUUGAUGAGCCUCAUUGACAAACAAGCAAAAAAAUAUUUGUCACUUCAGAGGAGCCCCAUGAAUUUCAAAUCUUAAAAACCUGCAGCAUUUUUUUGACAGGUUUCAAUUUCAUUUUUUGUUUAUUGAAUGAAAAUGAACCUCUAAACUUAAAUCAAUGUUUCUGUAAUUUGAUUGCUUUGCUAGGAACCAUGUUUGAGUCUGUGAAGAGAAAUGAGAUAUUGGUGCAUGUAGCUGGGCAGUAACUUUAGGAAAGCUCUACACGAGCCAGAACAAUAGUACUGGAACCAUGUUUUAGGAAUAGUACAGAGUGUGUGAAUUCAUGUGAUUCCAAAUAAAAGGCUCAGAGAAGACACCUUUCUUCUGCUCCUUCUCUGCUGCCUUCCUUUCGCCUUGUUGA